AGAGAAUUGACAUGCACAUGAUUCAUUCGUUGGGAGGACGUUUUUGAUGAUUAUUUUGUACAUUUAAUACAGCAUAGUUUAAGUGCCUAUAUAGCAUAUUUGCAGCAAACGAAAACCGGCAAAACGCCACGCAUCGGUAGAUGACUCAUACCGGUAUUUUACAUUUCAUAUUAUUUGUAACGUGAAUUGGUCAGUUCCGAUGGCUGCUAAGGGAAAAAAUACCACCGAUGGCUACGAUUAUCAGCUGUAUACUCUGCUAUAUUGUGAUUUUCUUUUGCGUGGUAAUGACCGGCUAAGCGAUUAUAAAAUCGGUAGUGAAAUAGUUGAAUAUGAGGCGUUAGAAGAUGUGGUUAUAGAAGCAACGUUUAAGGAUGACAAAUGUCUUACGUAUUGCUUGCAGGUAAAGCAAGCGGAAAGCGAUAAAUUCAUCGAUAUGGACGCACUCGCGAACGAUCAGAACAGGCUGAAGCUAAAUGUACUGAAGUAUUUCAAAUCGUUCCUAAAAAUCACUAAGCCAGUAGGGAACGCCACUCCCGUAGUUCCUUUGACUAAAUUACAUGAAAUGAUAAUCUGGUGUCCAUUUAAGAUCCACGAUAACGUACUCGAUCUGUUUCAGCAAUACAGUCCAACUGACUAUGAUUUACUAAAACCCCAGCAGUCAUAUUUGAACUACGGACGUUACCGAAUAGUGGACUAUCAAAAGCUGGCUGAAAACUUUCUGGAGCAAACACAUCCUUUAGCAGUGUUAGCGGAGAAAUUUGUUAGAGCAAUAAGUCGAAAAGAGCAGUGGAGCUCAAAGGGGGCAGCCAAAAGCUGUUAUAGGGUUAUGGCCAGAGAGGUGAUUAACAAUAACGGUGAUAAAUCAUCAUUUCGUGACGAAUUUCUUAGAGGGGACCAAAGUUUGAAAGCAGAUACGUUGCUGUUUCGAAAACUUUUUGAACAAGCAUUAAGGAAAUCCCCGAAAUGUAGCAAAAAUUUUUCGCUGCAAGAGCUUAAUAAAUUGUUACAAAAUAAUGUCUUUCAGUUAAUAGUGGACCCUGCAUUUACAAUAGGAAAUAACGAUAGUUGGAACGUUAAGGAGUAUGUGCCUGUAGAGCAGGAUUUAAAAGAUUUUUUUGAUCGCUUUAUAUUCUAUGUUGAAGUACCGAAAGUGCCAACCAUUAAAAGUGUUUUGCUAGAAAUGUUGAAUCCUGACUUCGAUCAGUUCGAAUUUUUUAUGGAUAAAUGCACUUUUAACACAUUUAUAACUAAAGAACAAAUAACACUUAUUCUAAGUUUAAUAAAGAUGCGAAAGGAAAUCAUAGAACAAGUUGACGCAAAGUUACAGUUUGAUAAAUCAGCCUUAAGCAAACUGCGAGAGAGCAUCUCGGAGUGCAAAUUUUUACAUAUUGAUGCAAUGUGUGAUCAGAAAUGCAGUGUUUCUCGUGUGUUUUCUAUAUUGAACAACGAUCUUGAAGUAGCGGAAAAACGAUUUGUAUUUUUUCCUGACUGGAAUAGUUUCAUAAAGGAGAAGCAACUUUUGUUGUCUAUUUUGGCUUAUAGUGCGCUUUCCAAACAUGGAUUGAAAUACAUCGUUGUUCGUUGCGAUACAGUCUUACCGUUCAGCGAAAUCAGCCUCGAUUUUUCGUCGGUUGAUGUUCAAAUUCUGGUCGUUGUCAAUGAACGAUUUGAUGCGUCGCCAUGUUAUCAAUGGAGCGUUUACAGUGAUGAUUUCGAUGUUUCGUUUUUAUCAAAAACUUCUAAAGACAUAGUAAAUGGAAAGGAGAUUUCUUUUUUCGGUGGUACUUGCGUCAAAGUCAAAGAAUUUUUUACCGAAAGUGAAUUGUUUGUAAGGAACAAUUAUAAAUUAGUAUUAUCGCUUUUUAGGACAUCCGGGGUAACGUAUAUAGGUGACAAGCUAGAGUCAAACCCUUACUUUGUAGCUAGAUCAAUUAAGCAAAAAGUAGCAGAAGAGAACGCAAAUAUCGAUCUACUUGGCAUUGACAAUACUAGGCCAUCCUCUGUCAUUAUUUCCGAUAAAACCGGUAUGGGAAAAACAACCGAAUUGAUUCAUCUAGCAAUUAAACUAAGAGAAAAAUACAAAGAUUCAAUUAUUGUUUAUCUCAGUUGCAAUCAAGCCAUUCAGUUUUAUCCAAAACAGGAUAAAAAGGGAGACAAAAUCCUUCAUAUGAUAUGCGCAUUAGUUGAAAACCGCAACGAAUCAGUAACAUUACUGGUAAAAAAAUUGAUCGACAUGCAAAAGUGGAUGCUACUUAUUGAUGCUUACGAUGAAAUUGCUUCCGACUUUUAUAAUCAUUUAAAUACGAUUAUUAAAAGUGCUUUGGACGCUGGUCUUCCACACUUAUACAUUACAACUAAACCACAUUUUGAAAAGGCAUUAACGGAAAUACUUCCGGAAUCGGUCGUUUGCACUUUAGGGGAGUUUACUGUGGAAAAUCAACUAGAAACACUGAAAACACGAGGAAUCGAAGAACAAACUGCAAGGGCGAUAAUCGAAAGAUAUUCAAGAAUUUUACGACGACAAAAGGAUUCCUUACUAGGAAUUCCCAUGCAAAUUAAUAUGAUAGUGGAGAUUUAUACAGAUGAUGAACAGCAUGCAAACUUUACAGUUCCUGAACCAUACGAGAUAGGUGCCAUAGUGGAAAGAUUUACUAACAUAAAGUUGUCUAGAUAUCUAGAAAACUUCGUUGAAUACAUUGAUAUUCAUAAAGAAGCAAUGGAAUUAGCUAAAGCGGCAUUCCCCGACGGCCAUGUUCAGCUCGCCCGAAGAAUGUUCUUGCGCGUACAUGAUUCAGACACAAUCAAGCUUUGCAAAAAAUAUUUAGUGUAUAAAUUAGUACAGCAAAAACCAUCAAUUGGAUUUGUUCAUGAAAUCUAUCAAGAUUUUUUUCUCACCAUGUACUUACUGAACUAUCACACAGAUAACGAAAUAUUCAAAAAUUACAUGAAGAGAAACCUCUGCAAGGAAAGAAUAAAUAUUGCUACAAGAUUCCUUGACUUCCACAUCGGUAAGAUGCAUACAACAGCGACAUUAAAAAUGUUGAGUGAAGAAAAUAUAUCAGUCGAAAAUGAAACUCCUUGUACACUUACAUUGCCUCCAACUAUUCGUAUUCCUUUCGAAAAGCAUAAACAGUUUCACUGGUACCUAAGCAAUCAGUGCACAGAAGACGAAGUUUAUACUCUAAUACGCACCAGCUUCAAUGCUUCGGCCUUCAACGUAUUUGAAGUGCUGUACGACAGCCUACCGAAGCAGAUUGGACGUGACAUAAGGUUUCGCUUUGGAGCCAAAGAAUUCCCACAGAAAAACAGCAAAAAAUCGCGUCUGGCGCAAUCCGAAUUUAUCAAUCUGAAGCAAAUGGGUGAAAACCAGGUACUGCAGCUGUUGAGCAUCCUCAGAAAAAAGCAUCCCGAAUCGUUUGUUACGCGCUUUCUGACCGAUUUCCAGAACGACGAAGAAGAUUUUCUGGAAGUUGCCUGUCGAAAACCGUUUCUCGUGGUGUUGGAGUGGUUCAUUAAGCUCGAUGACGUAAAAACCGGCGAACAUCAGUUGAAUGCCUUGUCGAGCUAUGUGCAACGUCGUCUGGCCGGAUAUCUGAGGCUGGUGGUUCUUCAUAAUAAUAGCAGACUGCUGCAGAAGGUUGUAGAUUGGGUAAAAACAAAGUUUUUAGAAGCAGAAACAUGUGCAAUUAUUAAAGAAUUGAAUAUUAUUAAAGUGUUCAUCGAAAACAUUGCUGUAAAAGGAGAUACAAAAUCGUUACUAAUAGAUCGUAGAGUGGAGUUGAUCAAGAUUAUGUCUGAUUUAUUACAGUGGGCAUGUAAUGGGACCGUACUAAACUUAGAUAAUGAAUGCGUUUGUAUAGUUAACAACAUGCAAAUUGCUGCAAUAAAAAGUGAAUUAGAUUGUUUUAUAAAAUCACACUUUAAACAUGAAAAUGCAUGAAAACUUAUAUAUAGAGUCAAGAUGGCCUGAACUAUCUAUAAUAUAUUCCAGUGAACAUGUAACUGUGCCUUGCUAGUCUUAGAUAGGAACUAAGUUUUUUAAUUAACGUCGUUAGGGACAUUGCAGUCAAUAGUUUAUUUAAAAAAUUUGAUAGAUGUAUAUUUUAUAUG
Molecule: messenger RNA, 4110 nt
Organism: Sabethes cyaneus
Lineage: Eukaryota; Metazoa; Arthropoda; Insecta; Diptera; Culicidae
Exons: 3
Coding region: 200-3940 (1246 amino acids)
Source: RefSeq, a predicted model, not a curated record